Molecule: messenger RNA, 3559 nt
Organism: Trichechus manatus latirostris (Florida manatee)
Lineage: Eukaryota; Metazoa; Chordata; Mammalia; Sirenia; Trichechidae
Gene: PITPNB
Product: phosphatidylinositol transfer protein beta
Exons: 10
Coding region: 2047-2847 (266 amino acids)
Biological process (GO): phospholipid transport
Cellular component (GO): cytoplasm
Molecular function (GO): phosphatidylinositol transfer activity; phosphatidylcholine intramembrane carrier activity; phosphatidylinositol binding
Source: RefSeq, a predicted model, not a curated record
CUUGGCCAUUGUUUAUAGUUCAUUCCACUUGAGCAAUAGGAAGGAAGCCUGUUCUGUCUUGUACAUGGUAAUCUUUCAGGUUUUCUGAUGGCAAUUCACUCUCCUUCUCCAAACCCUUUUGUUCCAUCAUUUCUACAUGAGGUCACAAGGUUAAACAUUGCCAGCAUGUUCAUUUGGCCUGAAAUAUAACGACCUCUAGACUUCCUACCAGCUGGUCUCACUCCUGCAUGUGCAGAGUUGAAACCAGUAUUCCAGACGUGGUCUGACCAGCACACAUAACCUGUGGGAGAGUAUUGUCUCCCUUGAUCUGCACGUGCUGCAGAAAUACUUCACCUAUUCAGACCUUGCCUGCUCUGCAGUCAUGGCUAUCUGUAGUGUACCCAAGAAUGAGGAUAAAAGCAGAAAAAGCUUUCAAGAAAUCAAGAUAUAUAUAGCAAAACCCCUAAGGCCCUCUGGGCCCUUGCAUAACUUAUACACAGUUUGUACUUGCUCAGUUAUCUGGUUUUCCUAGCAGUGCAUUGGAAGUGGGACAAAACAAACUGAUAACCUAAGAAGUGACAGCUGACGGAAGACAGAAAAAAUAAAAUGCAGGAACUAAGAAAGCAUAGCUGUCUGGGCCUGUUUAGUGUAAACUUGAACAGAGUUCUGCAUAGUAAUGCCUGAAGUUUUACAACAUUAAAACAUACUCGAGACAAGCCAGACACCCUCAUCCCUUACUUGCACAGUUGAUUGUUUGAACUUAAAUGUGCAAGUUGACAUUUGUUUUUGUUAAAAUUUUUCUUUCGGUUUCAGCUGGUUAAAUCAGCUUCUUCAAAUAUUUCUAAUCCUUAGUAUUGUCAUCCAAAAUAAUCUUCUGAGCUUUUUAUUAUAUUCAGAUUUAAUAAACGUGCCCCGUUUCUGUUCAAGUUACUCUUAAAAAUGACAAUGAGAGUAAAUCUAGUAGCAUGGCACAAAAUGCCAGUCCAUUAUUAUUUUUUAAACCUUGCUGUUGUUUCUGUGUGAGUUUUUAUUACUUCUGUGUUCCUGACCAAGAUCAGUUUUACCUUUUGACUUAGACACAUUUUAAUCCUGUUUUUAAAAUAUGACUGUUGAAAACCAAAAUCAAACCUGUUGCCAUUGAGUUGAUUCCAACUCAUAGCGAUACUAUAGGACAGAGUAGAACUUUCCCAUAGGGUUUCCAGGGAGUGGCUGAUGGAUUUGAACUGCUAACCUUUUUGGUUAGCAGCCAAGCUCUUAACCACUGUGCCACCAGGGCUCCGACUGUUGAAAAGUACAUUUUAAAGGAUGUAAGGAUUGUGGCAUUACUGGACUAACCCUGGGUGUUAUAUCAUGUAAAACCAAAAGAAGGAACACAGUUCUCUGUGCAGUCUAAAAUAACUACAGAAGCUUAACCUCUGGUGCAUUUAGGAAAUGUGUUUGGUUCCAGCUUCCUAAACCCUUCCAGAUUGAAUAAGAUUGUGUGUGAGGGGGUAUGUGUGUUUUUAAAUUAACCUGCAAGAUAGUAUCAUACUCCUGUGGGCUUUUUAGAUACAAAUAUUUACUUAGCUUACAGCUACCCCUAUUUUUUGUCCCUCAAAUAAAAUGUUGGUUUUAAAUUGCUAGUUUUUAGAAGUAGAUUUUUGUAGCUUUUCUUUGGAAAAUAUGCUUAUAAAGAAGAAAAACACGUCUUCAGCUGUCUUCAUUGGAGGGAAGAAAUUGAGCCACAUUCAGGAGACUGGAGAUAAUGUCAUAGCAGGUCGCUGGAACAAAUUCGAACACAAGGUUUUAUCUUUGAUUUUUAUCAUCUGUUGGAACUGUUAGUGAUUUCAGAUGAGUAUAGGACAAGUCUGCCAACUCACAGGUAUUGAUACAGACUACUGAGAAUUCUGGAUCAUUUUAAAAUGAAAUGGAAACUACUGUCAGCAGUUUCUACCUUUUAUGAUAAUGCUUUUAUAUUUACAAUACUUUUAGAACAGUUUCUGUCAACUGGAGAACUCCACAAUUGACAAUUCUGAUCCUGGGCUCCCAGUACUGUUUCUGAUUAGGUGGGCAAGGACCAAAUUGGGCAUGUCAUACAUAGGUCAUGAAAAAAAAGUUCCCUAUCAGGUCGGGCAGCUUUACUCUGUUGCAGAAGCUAGUAAGAAUGAAACUGGUGGUGGAGAAGGAAUUGAAGUCUUAAAGAAUGAACCUUAUGAGAAAGAUGGAGAAAAAGGACAGUAUACACACAAAAUUUAUCACCUAAAAAGUAAAGUUCCAGCAUUUGUGAGGAUGAUUGCUCCUGAGGGCUCCUUGGUGUUUCACGAAAAAGCCUGGAACGCGUACCCCUACUGUAGAACAGUUGUAACGAAUGAAUAUAUGAAAGAUGAUUUCUUCAUUAAAAUUGAAACGUGGCACAAACCAGACUUGGGAACAUUAGAAAACGUACAUGGUUUAGAUCCUAACAUGUGGAAAACUGUUGAAAUUGUCCACAUAGAUAUUGCAGAUCGAAGUCAAGUUGAACCUGCAGACUACAAAGCUGAUGAAGACCCAGCAUUAUUCCAGUCAGUCAAGACCAAGAGAGGCCCUUUGGGACCCAACUGGAAGAAGGAGCUGGCAAACAACCCAGACGGUCCUCAGAUGUGUGCUUAUAAGCUGGUGACCAUCAAAUUCAAGUGGUGGGGACUGCAGAGCAAAGUAGAAAACUUCAUUCAGAAGCAAGAAAAAAGGAUAUUUACAAACUUUCAUCGCCAGCUUUUUUGUUGGAUUGACAAGUGGAUUGAUCUGACAAUGGAAGACAUUAGGAGAAUGGAAGAUGAAACUCAGAAAGAACUAGAAACAUUACGUAACCAAGGUCAAGUGAGGGGAACAAGCGCAGCCAGUGAUGAGUGAAGAAUCUGACCAGUAUCUUGCAGUGUUGACAUUUCCCAGAUGUGUGCUUGUGAUUAUGUACACACAUGCACAGGUUCUCAACCACAUGAGUAAUAUGUAUGUGUGUGUAUAUCCGUAGCUGUAUAUAAAAUGCAUGUAGAGCUACAGAUUUAAGAUGCACACACUUGUGUAUAUAUAUGUACAUACAAACAUACUGAAGGGAUUAGUACAAUUUCUCCAAAGUACUGUACCUAUCUUCAGCAAGAAUGCGAAAGAAAAUAUUUUCAAUAUAUAUACCUGGAACAGAUUUUAGUAAUUAUCACAGUAAUACCAUUAAUGGACAAAAUGACUGCAAUGUAAUACUAGCUGGUAUGUUUCAUAAAUGUCAAGUUGUGGACCAAUAUAUAUAUAUAGCCUUUUAUUAUUUCUCUGUUCUUUUGAAUCAGUCUCUUAUAAAUUGCUAUUUUAGGCCCGUCAGCAAAUGGACCCCCACAGAAAAAUAUAUUCUAAAUUUUUUGGUAACCCGGUGAAUCUGGAAUGUAAACUCUAAAUGUAUUUAUAACUAUUUAUUUCUGGAUGGUCGUUAUCUUAGAGCCAAAUUUGACGGUAUCUAAUAGGAAGGAGUAAAUUUACAUGCCAGUUUUUACUUGUUUGCCCUAAAGGAAAAAUCCUUUAAAAAAAAAAAGAACUCCAGUUUUUAUUGGAUUUUUAUAUUUUAAAUUUCAAGUAUUUU